AUACAGGGAAAUUAAAAUAUGAAAGAAAUGUUUGGGCUGCGAAAUGACGUCACCAGGCUGCGUCUGCGCACAAACGCUGGGCGUGCUGCGUCAUCACGAGUCCAUAGCAACUGUGAUUGGAAUGAUACUGUCCUGAAGGUCGGUAUGGUUUAACGCGAUGGCGGAGAAGCAUCGCGCCGGUGUCGAGAUCAUGUCCGACUCCAAAUCUGCCAGAGCUGCGGGCGACGAGCAGCUGCUGUCGCAGUCCGGGGUGAGCGCGCUGCUCCGGGGAGCCCUGCUCCGGCUGCUCGAGUCCAGACCGGAUGAUCCCGUCGGGUUCCUGGCCGAACACUUCGCUCAUCUGGCGUCGGAGGCUGAAGACGGAGCGUCGGAGCGUCAGAGCGUCAGCCGCGCUCUCUGGCACCUGAGCCUCGCGCAUCACUCGCACAGGUCAGCGUUUAACAACAACGUGCGUGUGGCGUAUGAGCUGCUGACGCAGGGCGUCCCGCGUCGUCUCAGUGCCGGCGGUGUUCGCGGGCGUCUGUAUUCAGAGAUGCUCCGGUGUCUGUGCAGUGAAGGCGGGCUCUCGGGCUCCACCGCCGCUCCGCUCCUGCGACUCGUCCAGAGCCACGACUACGAGUCAGUGCCCUUCGAGCUCUUCCGGCAGGGCGUCCUGACCUGCGCCGUGUUCGCAGACUACAUCCGGAAGUCUCAGUGUCUGUACGCGGCGGUGGCCAGCGCUCCGGACCGGCCCGCAGAGAGGACGCUGUGCCACGCGGUGCUCUCCACCCUCCGCGAGGCUCUGGAGACGGCGGACGGCGUUGACGUGGCACGAUAUCUGGAGGCCAGCGCCAAGAUCUCUCCCGCUAAAGUGGCUCAGGCCAUGGCCGAGGUCCAGCCGCGCGCGCAGAGACACGACGGACCCACGAUGGACGCGCAGGAGUUUGAAGACGCCGCCGCCGCGCUCUUCAUCGCUCGAGUGCGAACCGUCACCUGAAGCUCCGCGUGCAUCAUUAUCACUGAGAACCGAGCAUAUUGCACAAACAACAGCGUAUCGAAAGUUACAUCUUAAACCGUUGCGUCAUAUUGCAUUCAAGCUUUAACAUUUAAAUGUCUCGUAUUCCAGCACAAAUAUCUAAACAUUCUUAAAUCAAGAUGCAAAAUGGCAAGAUAUUAAAUCUAGACUAAUGACAAAAUGAUCAAAA
Molecule: messenger RNA, 1184 nt
Organism: Carassius carassius (crucian carp)
Lineage: Eukaryota; Metazoa; Chordata; Actinopteri; Cypriniformes; Cyprinidae
Gene: tpgs1
Product: tubulin polyglutamylase complex subunit 1
Exons: 2
Coding region: 158-976 (272 amino acids)
Biological process (GO): protein polyglutamylation
Molecular function (GO): microtubule binding
Source: RefSeq, a predicted model, not a curated record